Molecule: messenger RNA, 3918 nt
Organism: Vitrella brassicaformis
Lineage: Eukaryota; Vitrellaceae
Source: the annotation of a GenBank genome assembly
AUCACUUAUGUGCACUCUACAUGUCAAGGACUCAUGAUCCAUGACGGGCUCGGGUUACAUUUGGCAUGGAUGGAAGGAUGGAUGGAUGGAUGGAAGCCCAUUGGAAAAAUGGAUGUUGGCUUCUUGCUUGGGGACGCACACCUUACUUUCGUUUCGCGUGUCUCGUGACAGUUCACAAAUCAUUCAGGCGACAAUCGGCCGAUGAAUGAAAAAACUGUCAAUCACUGCGCUACAUGCACACAUACGAGUCACUGUCUGUCUCUCUCCGCUCUACUCGCUCGCACCUCAUAGAGAGGUGUGCCACCAAACCCCCCACCCACCUCAUACUGAUUGUGUCUAGUCGUCAACACCAUCCCAGUCCUCCCCGAAAGCAUCACCAGGGUACUCAUCUCCGUGCGCCUCGAUGUAAUCUUCCUCAUCCCACAACCGCCGAAUCUCUUCCUGGCGCUCCUGCUCGUACUCUUCCUGGCGCUCCUGCUCCUGGCGCUCUUGCUCGUCCUGUGCCUGCUGCUGCUCGAUGUAGUCGUCCAUCUCGUUGCGUGCGGUCGCCUGGUAUGCCUCGUGACCUUCUUCGGGCGGAUCGUCAUAGUUGUCUUCACCCCACUGCCCACCCUCUUGCCAGCUGCCGUCGUCGGCUGCGUCGCCAAAUGGGUCAUCCUGGUCGUGCCAGUCGCCCUCGACAUAGCCAUCGUCCCACCCCUGAUACAGACAGACAGACAGACAGAUACGCAUAGAUGUGUGUGAGUGGGUGGUUUUGGGUACCUCCUCAGGAGCAUCCUCGUGUAAACCUGACCCUCCAGCGACCACCUGGGCUUUGGCGGCCUACACACACACACACACACACAGAGAGAGAGAGAGAGAGACACACACACAGAGAUACACAUGUGUGUGUGUGUGUUCAGGUCAUGUGUGUGCGUACCUGCCCAUGGUCCUGAGCUUUCUCCUCCUCAUCGUAUUGGUCUUGUUCAUCGUCAUGCCCCUCAUACCCUUCAUUGAAGGGAUCUCCAUCCUGCACACACGACACACACACUCACGGGUCAAGCAUGUGUGGACGGUGGAUGGUGCUAAUAGCUACUGACUGACUGACUGACGUCAUAGUAGUUGUCGUCGCCCCAGUCCAUCGAGUCCUCCUCACCCAUACUGAAGUCAUCGAUGUCCUGACACCCCACCCCACAGACAGACACCGACGGAUGCACACCUGUCUGUCUGUCUGUCUGUAGGGUGGCCUACCUGUUACGCAUACAUGCAGUGGUGCCAGACGGUGUACUGCCUACGUACUAGGUCGUCGCUGUCCUCAUCGAAACCAUCGUCGUCGAUGUCAUCGUCAUCGAAUUCACUGUCAGUGUCGAAGCCUUCGGGGGGCUGCAACGGGCCGUCUGCACACACACACGCAGAGAGAGGGAGGGAGAUGUACACUGUGUGAAGGGGGGAGGGGGAAAGUACACACACACUGCCUCUCUCUCUCCCUCUGUGUGUGUGUGUGCGUGUGUGUGUGCCUGUGUGUGCUGACCGAUUUGUGGGUCGUCCGUGUUUGUCAGCUGCGUCAGGUCGAAGCGGAAGUCGCUCGGCUCGUAGCCCAGGACGAUGCGCACACGCUCGCCCGGCGAGUGGAGGCCAAACGCAGGAUACAGGAGGCGGUCGUGGGGAUGGCUGUCGGCCGCCUGAAGAGUGAAGGCAUCACACCACACCAGGCACCCGUGUCUAUGGGCUAUGUCUGCUGGGGCUGGCUACAUUGAGCUGGACGCAUCGGACAUUCUGGAAGCCGACACCUGACACACAACACAGACAGACAGGGAGACAGACAGGGUACUGGUUUGUGUCGAUUGUGUGUGGGCGUCACGUCUAACAGGCGUGUGUGGGCACCGCACCGAGGAUUUCUCCGUUUUUGGUGAAAAAGAUCUUCCUCUGUCUCCUGAGCAGACCGCAGCCGAUCACCGUACCCGACGGCCACCUGUGGAUGCAGUGCCACAUCCAUCCAUCAGACGCAGAGAGAGAUGAAUGGGUAAGCAAGCAUUCUUACGGAUGGUUCUCGUCCCAGCCAAUGCCGUGGCCUGCACACACACCCCACACACACACAUACACACACACACAUACCUCCGUCUGUCCGUCCGUCCCUCCCUCCCUCCCUCCCUCCGUGUGUGUGUGUGUGCGCGUGUCUGCACCAGCGUCGUGGAAGAGUUUGCCGUCGUCUCCGUGAUAACCGUAGCUAAACGCGUCCCAUCCCACCUGCCUGCAAACCAACAAACAAGACAAGGCUGUGUCUCUCCAUCCAUCCAUCUACGAGUUGGCGUCGCGUCCAGACCUUGCAGUGUUAUAGUCAGGCGGCACCACCCCGACAGAGAUUCUGCACUGCUGGCCCGCAUCCACAAUCUCCACCUCAAAGUAGCACACGUUGGCGGUAACCGGCCAGGGGUCACUCGUGUGCAGCACCGCUACCGGCAGACCACCGCCUGCCGGCCUGCUCACACACACACACACACACGCACGCACACACACACAGAGAGAAAGAGAGAGAGAUGCACGGAGAAUAGUUGUGUGUGCCUUGUGUGUGGGACGUACCUGUUGGCCGGAGGGAUGUAGUCGUACUCGAAGGGGCCGUGAGAUCGCAGAGUGGCUGGCAACCUUCACACAUCGACACACAGGGAGAGAGGGAGCACACUCCCGUCCAUGUGUGUGUGUGUGUGUGGAGAUCGCCUGCCUACGUGCUGUGCAUGGUGUGUGGACGCCCCUCGACUAUCAUGCGCUUGUAGAUGGCCUUCCGGCUGCUGCUGGCAGGGAACUACACACACACACACGCACACACACACAGAGAGAGAGAGAGAGAUGUAUCUAAACCCACACAGACACACCCACACAGACGCACGUUGCGAGGACCUGUGUGUCUGCCUGGAACGGAAACUUCCUAUUGCACAGAGGGUUCCACACGACAUUAUGCUCAGACAUUGCCUUGAACGAACUUGACACCUAACACACACACACACACACACACGAACAAACAAAGAAACCGAUCCGAUCCACGCCUGGCUUAUCCAUCCAUCCAUCCAUCCAUGCCGCAUCUUUCAUUCUCAUUUGCCCCCCACCAUGGCGCAUUUCGCCAAUGUCCGAUCGCCGCACAUCUGCAGUGAAAGCAUUCACAUAAUAGAUAGGCAAAGGCUGCCGCGUGUGUCAGUCAUGUCAGUCAGAUGUGUGUGAGCAAGCCUUCGCAGCAGCUGACUGACCUUGAACACAUCGCUCCAGACGGCGUGCUCGUCACUUGCACCACCACCAGCAGCACUCUCACUGUCACCGACAGCCAUUGGCUGUGCUACGGCGGCCCCGUCAGACGCACCGGCACCACCAGCAGCGGCGGCGGGUGGGCCAUUGGCAGCAGCGGGAGCGUCCUCCAUUGGUUGGUCGUGUGUCGUCACGGUGUCGCUCAUCGGUCCAUCACCCCAACAGACAGUCGCCUGAUGGAACGAAACACCAGGACACACAUCCAUCGGAUUGAAUGCAUCAGAGUGCUGCUGGUGCCACAUUCAGUACCUGUGUUGUCACAGCAAUCAACUUGCGUCCGAGCAACGCAGCAUAACAGAACCUGGUGAGCACGAAAAGAAAUACAUACAGUCGUGUGUCCGAGUGGAUGCGUGUGAGGCCGUCAGGGGUGAUGCCUACCUGCGCGUGCUUCCUUCAGUUCACUGCGAGAUUAGCUCGCAGCCCUCUGCGAGCUCCGCCUUUUUUCCUGACUUCGUGAGCCAUCUCCUGGCCUACGCUGGGCACGCUCCUGACCGGCCGUGCCACUUACGCCAGACGAUAGCCAUAGGUGGUAAUUUUCCCGCACACACGAGCUGCGAGAGGUAUGUGGGCAGGCCAGCAGGCAGCAAGGACACACAGGGCGCCACAGUGUGUGUGUGUGGUGUGUGGUGUGUGGUGUGUGGUGUG